AUGAAGUCGUACCAGAAGCUGACGACGGCGGUGCCGCAUCCAGCAGCAUGCAGGGUGGAGGAGGAAGGGGCCACCUCAACAGCCGCCAGCCAUGGGAAGCUGGCGGGCAGCGGGCUGCUGGUGGCUGCUGUACUGCUAAGUGCCAUCACCGUCUGGGUGCUGCGGCAAGUGUCAGGGGGCUGGCCUGGACCCACACUGCCCCCCAAAUGUCUUCUGGUACCUGAAAGCCACCGCUUUGACUGCUACCCAGAGCGGCAUGUGGUGGUGACCCAGGAGCUCUGCGAAAGCCGGGGGUGCUGCUUCAUUGAGAGUCCCCCACCAGUGACAGGCAAGCAGGGGGUGCCCUGGUGCUUCUACCCCCCUGACUUCCCCAGCUACACCCUCGAGAGCCUCAACCAGACAGCGCUGGGCAUGGUGGGGCUGCUGGUGCGAAGGGAGAAGGCCUAUUACCCCCAGGACAUCGAGAUGCUGAGGCUGGACGUGGAGUUUGAGACAGACACGCGGCUGCACAUAAAGAUAACAGAUGCAGCCAACCCGCGGUACGAGGUUCCCCUCGAGGUUCCCCGGGCGAUGAAGAAAGCAGAAAACCCCAUCUACAGCCUGGACUUCUCCCGGGACCCCUUUGGAGUGCUGCUGCGACGCAGAGCAACAGGGACAGUGCUGCUCAACACUACCGUGGCCCCCUUGAUCUUCGCUGACCAGUUUCUCCAGAUAGCCACAUCACUCCCAUCCAGAUUCCUCUACGGGCUUGGGGAGCACCGUGACACCCUCCUGCACAGCCUGGACUGGAACACCCUCACGCUGUGGGCACGCGACGUCUCUCCCACGGAAUCAUUCAACCUUUAUGGCGCUCACCCCUUCUACCUGCUGAUGGAGGAGGGCGGAGAUGCUCAUGGAGUUUUCCUCCUCAACAGCAAUGCCAUGGAGGUGGCCCUGCAGCCUGCUCCGGGCCUGACCUGGAGAACCAUCGGGGGGGUGCUGGAUUUUUACAUCUUCCUGGGGCCUGAUCCCAACAUGGUCAUCCAGCAGUACCAGCAGGUGAUAGGUUUCCCAGCCAUGCCACCCCUGUGGGCACUCGGCUUCCACCUCUGCCGCUGGGGCUACGGAUCCAGCAACGAGACUUGGCAGACUGUGAGAGCCAUGAGGAACUACCAGAUCCCCCAGGAUGCACAGUGGAAUGACAUCGAUUACAUGGACGGGUACCGGGACUUCACCUUCGAUCCCCAGAAGUUUGCCUCCCUCCCCUCGUUGGUGGAAGAUCUCCACAAACACGGGCAGCGCUACGUUAUGAUCUUGGAUCCUGGCAUCAGCAGCACCAACCCUCACGGCUCCUACUGGCCUUUCGAUGAAGGCUUGAGACGGGGCUUGUUCCUAAACACCACCCAAGGGCAGCCGCUCAUCGGGCAGGUCUGGCCUGGCUUCACUGCCUUUGCAGACUUCUCCAACCCCGACACGCACCAGUGGUGGCUGGAGAACCUGCAGCGCUUCCAUGCUCAUGUGCCUUUCGAUGGCAUCUGGAUUGACAUGAAUGAGCCAUCCAACUUCAUGGAUGGGUCUGAAGAUGGCUGCCCACCGGGAGAGCUUGACAGCCCACCAUACACCCCAGCCGUGCUGGGCGAUUCCCUCUCUGCAAAGACGGUGUGUGCCUCGGCGAAGCAGAAAGCCUCGGUGCACUACAACCUCCACAACCUCUACGGGCUGAUGGAAGCCAAAGCUACGGCGAGCGCCUUGAUCCAGAUCCGAGGGAAGCGCCCCUUCAUCAUCUCCCGCUCCACCUUCCCCAGCCAGGGCCGGUACUCGGGGCACUGGCUGGGGGGCNCGUCCUCCUGAUGGUCGCUGCCCACAGGGCUGUUGAGCUUCAGCCUCUUCGGCAUCCCGCUGGUCGGGGCGGACAUCUGCGGCUUCUCCGGCAGCACCUCGGAGGAGCUGUGCACCCGCUGGAUGCAGCUCGGCGCCUUCUACCCCUUUGCCCGCAACCACAAUACCCAGAACGAGAAGGCCCAGGACCCAACAGUGUUCAGCCCUGCGGCGAGGACGGCCAUGAAGGACGUGCUGCUGACACGCUACUCCCUCCUGCCCUUCCUCUACACCCUGUUCCACCGUGCCCACGUGCAAGGGGACACCGUUGCCCGGCCCUUGUUCUUUGAGUUCCCCCAGGAUGUGGCCACCUUGGGGCUGGACAAGCAGUUCCUGUGGGGCCGGAGUCUGCUGGUGACGCCGGUGCUGGAAAGGGGUGGGGAUGGCUGCUCCCCAGACCUAUGCCCAAGCCCACCGCUGUGCCCUUGGCCCCCUCACACUCGUUGUCUCUCACCACCUGCCCAGGGCUUCUCGGUGAACAGCAGCGGGGAGAUGCUGAAGAUGUCAGCUCCCCUGGAGCACCUCAACCUGCAUGUCCGGGAGGGUGCCAUCCUGCCCACCCAGAAACCGGGGACCACCAGCGAGGUGACUCGAGGGAACCCCCUGCGCCUCAUUGUAGCCUUGUCCUCGAGUGCCACUGCCUGGGGUGACCUCUUCUGGGACGAUGGCGAGAGCCUGGACACCUUUGAGCAGGGCAGCUACUCCUACCUGGUGUUCAACGUCACGCAGAACGUCUUCACCUCCACUGUCCUUCACGCCAGCACUGAGGCCACCGAGGUUACCAUUGACACACUGAGCAUCUUUGGGGUGCGGGAGCCACCCAGCAAGGUCCUCCUCAACGGCCAGGAGAAGCCAUUCUCCUACCUGGAUAACCAAGUUCUCACCGUGAGCAACCUGGGCCUCAGCCUCAGCCAGGGCUUCUCCCUGCAGUGGCUGUGA
Molecule: messenger RNA, 2796 nt
Organism: Tauraco erythrolophus (red-crested turaco)
Lineage: Eukaryota; Metazoa; Chordata; Aves; Musophagiformes; Musophagidae
Source: RefSeq, a predicted model, not a curated record